GAAAAUUGUGUCGAUAACUAGUUCCGAACCCGAACUUCUAAAUUAAAUCGCUCAUGUGGCGUUUUGAAUUUGCUCUAGUUUUUUAUUUUCAAGUUCUUAACAUGGCUCUUCGCAAAGUUAAAGGAAAUUUAGAAAGGAUAUUUGAUAAAAAUUUGACAGAUCUUGUAAGAGGAAUUAGAAACAACAAAGAUAACGAAGCCAAAUAUAUUGCACAAUGUAUAGAAGAAAUAAAAGAAGAAUUAAGGCAAGAGAAUAUAUCCGUCAAAUCAAAUGCUGUGGCAAAAUUGACAUACCUCCAAAUGUUGGGAUAUGACAUUAGCUGGGCAGCAUUUAAUGUAAUAGAAGUUAUGAGUUCAACUAAGUUCACAUUUAAAAGAAUAGGAUACUUAGCUGCAUCUCAAAGUUUCCAUGAAGAUACCGAAGUGCUCAUGCUUACUACUAAUAUGAUCAGAAAGGAUCUAAACAGCCAAAAUAUGUAUGAUGCUGGCACAGCUAUGAGUGGAUUUGCUUGUUUUGUGACUGCUGAUCUUGCUCGUGACCUCGCAAAUGAUGUUAUGACACUCCUUUCAUCAACAAAACCAUAUUUACGAAAAAAAGCUGUGUUGUUGAUGUAUAAAAUAUUUUUAAAGUUUCCAGAAGCUUUGCGCCCAGCUUUCCCUCGGCUUAAGGAAAAGCUUGAAGACCCUGAUCCUGGUGUCCAGUCUGCUGCAGUCAAUGUAAUUUGUGAACUAGCAAGAAAAAACCCCAAAAAUUACCUUUCAUUAGCCCCAGUAUUUUUUAAACUCAUGACAAGCUCAACAAAUAACUGGAUGUUAAUAAAAAUUAUCAAACUAUUUGGUGCUCUGACUCCUCUAGAACCUAGACUGGGUAAAAAGUUGAUUGAACCUCUCACUAAUUUAAUUCACAGUACAUCAGCAAUGUCCUUACUAUAUGAAUGCAUAAACACUGUGAUAGCUGUGCUGAUAUCUAUAUCAUCUGGAAUGCCAAAUCAUUCUGCAUCAAUUCAGCUUUGUGUUCAGAAACUUAGGAUUCUUAUUGAAGAUUCUGAUCAAAACUUGAAAUAUUUGGGAUUGCUAGCUAUGUCAAAAAUCUUAAAAACACACCCAAAAAGUGUUCAAGCUCAUAAGGACUUAGUUUUGCAAUGUUUGGAUGAUAAAGAUGAAUCUAUUCGUCUACGAGCUCUUGAUCUUCUUUAUGGCAUGGUAUCAAAAAAGAACUUAAUGGAGAUAGUUAAGAAGCUGAUGGUGCAUAUGGAUAAAGCUGAAGGAACUCAAUACAGAGAUGAACUGCUUUCGAAAAUCAUUGAUAUAUGUUCUCAAAACAAUUAUCAGUAUAUUACAAAUUUUGAAUGGUAUGUUAGCAUAUUAGUUGAACUAACGAGAAUUGAUGGUACCAAGCAUGGAUCUGUAAUUGCUUCUCAAAUGCUGGAUGUUGCUAUCAGAGUUCAAGCAAUUCGCAAUUUUGCUGUUUCACAAAUGGCCAUUCUGUUAAAAAAUGCUCACUUAUUGCAAGGAAGUUCUGACAGAAAUAGUAUUUCUGAAGUUCUUUAUGCUGCAGCUUGGAUUUGUGGUGAAUUUUCAGAAAUGCUUUCAGAUCCUUUUGAUACUCUAGAGGCAAUGAUGGAUCCAAAAGUCAUGUUUCUCCCAUCUCACAUUCAAAGUAUUUUUGUUCAAAAUGCAACAAAAUUGUAUGCUCGUGUAUUAGAGCUAAGCGAAGCAAAUGAUGAUUCAGAAAAGGCUUCUGCAGUAUCCCAUUUGUUAGUGGAGACUAUGCCUAUGUUUGUACAAAGUGCUGAUUUAGAAGUACAGGAAAGAGCAUGCUGUAUCCUACAUUUAGCUAAACAAAUACAGAAGCUUCAAUCAAAAGGUGAGAAAGUUGCUUCUGAGCUUCUUUCAUUGUUUGUUGGUGAAUUAAAUCCAGUAGCACCUAAAGCACAGAAAAAAGUGCCAAUUCCUGAAGGAUUAGACCUAGAUGCAUGGAUAAAUGAUCCACCUUCCGAUUCAUCCUCUGAAGAGGAAUGUGAUGGAGAUAUAUUUAUUAAAACAGAACACAAAAUGGUUAUGCAACAAGCUGCUUCAAAACGUUAUGAACCAUCGGAAGAAGAACUUGAAAAACGCCGCGAAGCUAGAAAAUUUGAACAGGCUAGUAACCCCCAUUACUUAAAAGCAAAUGAGAAAAAUGCAGAUUUGAAUUCUGUUAAUGAUAUACCUGUUGCUCAUAUUGAUUUAUCAGUUCCACUUCACAUACCAGGCCUUAUUUCUUCUGAAAAAUAUUUAAGUAUUGAUAAUGGUAUUUCAACUAAAAAACACAGGAAAGUUAAAAGGAAAAAGAAAAAUAAGAAACAGAAAGCACCUACCGAAAGUGAAGAAGAUAUUUCUCCAUUACAUGUUGUAAACAUCAUUGAGGGAGAAAUGCCAGAUGGUGCUAGAACAAGUGGUGAUGAAGAUGAUCGUAAUGUUGACGAUCCACAUCGGGCUCUUGAUAUAGACCUGGAAGAACCUCUUAACAAUCUAGACAUAAAUUCAGCAGUACCUGAUGCAGGUACAUUAAAUAAUUGGGACGAAAAGGAUCAUAUUGCAUAUAAAAAACACAAAACAAAGAAAACAAGCAAGAAAGAGAAAAGUAAAAGAAGUAAAGAUUCUGAGGGCCAUGUGAACAGGAGGCCUAAAAAAGAAAAAAAGAAAAGAGAUCGAGAACGAGAGAGAGUGCAAAAUAUUGACGAUUUGCCUAAAGAUAAAGCAGAAUAUGAAGAGGCUCCUGGAAUUGCUACACCAUCAAAAGAACCAGGCUACACUUUCCCACAGACUCCUAUGACACCUUCAAUGUCUUUAGUACCAAGCUAUAAACUACUAGGAGAAGACAAAAGUAUUCGUGCAACCUAUGAAAUUAGAGCACUGCCAGACAGUACUAAUCAAGUAUUAGUGUCUUUUCUUUUUCAAAACAUAAGUCAGAAUGUUCUAAAAGAAUUGGAAUUAAGCAUCAUUGAAACUUCUAACAUUGGAAUGUUAAAGCAGACUGGGUGUGAAUCAGAUGACAGCUUUAUAAAGCUACCGUUUCAGCUUCAACCUACUGCUGUGAAUGAAAUUCAGAUUGUGUUGACUGUAGCUAAUAUAGCAAUUUUUCAAACAUUAAGAGGAACUCUUACUUAUAUGAUGGUGAUUGGUUCAUCAUCAACACAUGAAAAGCUUGAUUUUAAGCUUAAUGUAGCUGUUUCAUCUUAUAUGGUUGGAUCUAUGCACAAGAGGGAUACAUUUACGGACUUGCUAAGUAGUAAUGAUCUAUCUGCAACAGAUUCAACUACAAUAGAAACUUCAGAUCCAGACUUUUUACAUAUUCUUGCAAAAAUAUGUUUCCAUUGUCAUUUCUCAGUAAUGGAACAACUUGGAACCAGUGCCUCUUUAUAUAGUCGCUCCAUCCAAGAUGAUCACGUCUGUCUUCUAGUCAAAGUCAUGAACCAAAAUCAUAUUGUAAUAGAAGCAAAAGGAUCAAAUCCAUCAUUGAUUUCAAGUUUAUUAGAAGAAAUUAAAAGUCUUUUUUCUACAGAAAACGGACUAACUUGAUUUCAUUAAGUGAUUGGUCAAUGAAAGAAUAUGGAAUGCUCUGGACUACUGAGAGAUAAAACUGUAUAAAAUACUCUGUAAUCAUGUUUUUUACUCUGCUUGUUUUUUAAAGGUAUGACUUAUCAAUUCUCAGAAACAACAUUCCAUUUAAUUAAUUGAAUGUCUCAAAGAAAAUUAUUUUAUAUUUUAAAUGUUAUCAUUUUCAAAUUUCUAUUUAUAUUAAAAGUCAAGAAUUUUUAAAUAUUACUUGUAAAAUCUAUUUUAUAAUAUGAAUAAAAAGUACUGUAAAGUGCCAUUUUUUUAUAUAUGUAAUUGAACUGUACCUAAAAUACUCAACUUAUUCGGUAUCAAUUUUGUGUCUCAUAUCUUAUAACAGCUGUGCUUAGUAAAACAUUUAUUCUUGUUAUGAAAAAUUCAUUGUAAAUAAA
Uloborus diversus is the source of this 3988-nucleotide messenger RNA. RefSeq names its product AP-3 complex subunit delta-1-like. Gene Ontology annotation, biological process: synaptic vesicle budding from endosome; protein targeting to vacuole; synaptic vesicle membrane organization. The coding region runs from base 54 to 3560 and encodes 1168 amino acids. NCBI's taxonomy places the organism in Eukaryota, Metazoa, Arthropoda, Arachnida, Araneae, Uloboridae. Gene Ontology annotation, cellular component: membrane coat; terminal bouton; AP-3 adaptor complex. The record is from RefSeq and is a predicted model, not a curated record. The transcript has 31 exons.